GAUCAACAAGCAAAGGUCCGAGAUGGCUGAGAUGGCGAGCAUGUGGCAGGAAUGCCUGCAGCGCUACCGCGAGAUGAGCAGCGACUUUAACAGCCUCAAGCAGCAGGUCACCAUCACCAAGCAGCAGUUCGUGCCGCCUGAAAGUCCUACACGUCUGCCUGCCGCGCCCAUUACUUGCGCAGAGGGCGAGGGUAGCGUGCCUCCCGCGCCAUACCGACUGCCUCCAAACUACCCGCAGAUGCCGGGGGGCAUGCCCCACCUACCCGCAGGAUACCCCGGCGGGGGCUCCCCGUUGCGUCCCCGCGCGUCUGCCCCGCCUGCCUGGUGGUGGUGCGGCGAGGGCGCGCGAGACACCCCACGACGCCGUUCCUCGCCUGACUCGCGUGGUUCCAGAGACCGCGACCGUGACCGCGACCGCCGUCAUCGGCAUAAGGAUAGAGACGACUCGAGGUACAAAGAGAAAUCUUCGAAACCCAGCGCCGCUCGUUCUGAACAUAGGCACAGAAAAAGAUGAAACCUACACAAGAAAACCAAACUAUUGUAAUUUACAACAACUAAAUCAUAAAAUUUUGUAACGAAACAAGUAAAACACGCGAAAUUCGGAAAGCAUUUCGAUGAAAAUGAAAUUUUAGUUAAACUUCGAAAUGAACUUGAAUGGCAAAAUGGAAGCGUGCAUUACUCGAAAAACAUAAGCAAAUAGUUUUUGUAACGAAAAACUAAAUUAUUAGGUUUGUAAGUAAGUUUGUUUACAAGUGUUUUUGUAAAUUUUGUUUUGUAAGUUACAGAAAUAAACGUCUUGAAAAUUCAAAAA
This is a messenger RNA of Ostrinia nubilalis (European corn borer), 811 nucleotides long. RefSeq lists its product as uncharacterized. Lineage: Eukaryota; Metazoa; Arthropoda; Insecta; Lepidoptera; Crambidae. The record is from RefSeq and is a predicted model, not a curated record. The transcript has 4 exons. The coding region runs from base 23 to 514 and encodes 163 amino acids.